Molecule: messenger RNA, 2333 nt
Organism: Aphidius gifuensis
Lineage: Eukaryota; Metazoa; Arthropoda; Insecta; Hymenoptera; Braconidae
Product: heparan-alpha-glucosaminide N-acetyltransferase-like
Exons: 2
Coding region: 306-2222 (638 amino acids)
Source: RefSeq, a predicted model, not a curated record
AGACGUAUUUUUUUUUUUUUUAUUUACAUUUUUUUGUUUGUUUUUUUUUUUUUUCUCUUAGAUAAAUGUAGAUAAAUUCAGAUAUGUAUGUAUGUAAGUUGCAGUUUGCACGCAAUACGUGCAUAAUAAAUAAUUGCGUAUUUAUUUUUUAAAAUAUUAUUUUUCUUGUCCAAAUUUUAACAAAUCUAUGGUGAAUAAUAAUAAUAAUUGGAAAUUUAUGUUUGUUGGAAAAGUAAAACACUUUGAAAAUAAUUGUCAAAGCUAAUUGAUGCAUCAUCAUCAUCAUCAUCAUUGUUUAUGUAAAAAUGUCAUUAUUUGCAAAAAAUGAUGAACGAUGCAGUUAUAAUGAGAGUGCAGGAAUUACUACUACUCUUGGAAUUGAUGAGGCAUGUAUCAGUAUAAUAAAUAAAUACAAUUGGCCAAUAUCACUGUAUUCAAAAUUUGAUAAUUGUCAUCAGUGUGAUUUUAUACCAUGGACAAAUAUCAGUAAAAAUAGCAACACAAUACUUGUCUUGUCAACAAAAUAUUUACAAAAUUUAAACUACAAAGUACUUGAUGUUGAUGACAAUGAUGGCAUUAAUAACAACAGCUCAUGUCAAACAGUAACAUAUAAUUUUAUUGAUCAUGGUCAUUAUGGUUGGAAUUUAACAAUGGAUAAUAAUUGUUCACAAAUAAUAUAUGAAAUAGUACAACCAAAUAAUCCAUAUUUUCCAAUUUUUUUGGCUUUGUUUGUAUUAUUAACAGCAUCAAUUAUAUUCACAUCAACAAGCUUUGUACUAAAUACUUUAAAAAAUAUAAAAAAGUUGAAAAGAAAUGAUGAAUUAAUGGAAAAUGAUAAUGAUGAUAAUAAUUUAUUGACACAAGCAUCAACAUCAACAGCAAUAAUACAAACAUCAUCAUCAUUAUCUUUAUCAUCAUCAUCGUCAUCAUCAUUAUCAAGAACAGAUACAAGGACAGGUGUUGCAGCAACAACAACAGCAUCAAAAAUAACAUCAAUUAAAAUAACAAAAUCAUCAACAAGACUACAAUCAAUUGAUGCAUUUCGUGGUAUAUCAAUAUUACUUAUGAUAUUUGUUAACAAUGGUGGUGGUAAAUAUGUUAUAUUUAAUCAUUCACCAUGGUAUGGCCUGACAAUUGCUGAUUUGGUAUUACCAUGGUUUUUAUGGAUAAUGGGAAUGACAAUGGUAUUAUCAUUACGUUCACAAUUGAGAUUAUCAAUAUCACCAAUGAGAAUUAUUUAUAAAGGUUUUAAACGUUCAUUGAUAUUAAUAAUACUUGGUAUUAUUGUUAAUAGUUUAACAGCAAAUCAAUCAAAUAAACAUUCAGAAAGACGCCUUGAAAAUUUAAGAUUUUUUGGUGUAUUACAGCUAUGUGGAAUAACAAAUUUUAUAUCAUUAUUAAUUGAAAUGAUUGGCAUUAAGAUUAUUCGUAAUUUUCAAUAUAGAAAUAGACUAUCAUACUUACAAGAUAUACUUGAUGCAUGGAAACAAUGGUUAAUUGUCGUAAUAAUUAUUUCAAUAAAUUUAACAAUACAAUAUUUAUUAAUUGUACCAGGUUGUCCAAGUGGUUAUUUUGGACCAGGUGGUUAUGAUAAUCAUAGUCAAUUGAUAAAUUGUACUGGUGGUGCUGUUGGUUAUAUUGAUAGAAAAUUAUUAUCAAGUCAUAUUUAUAAUAAAACAAAUAAUAUUAUUUAUGGUAAAAUUAAUAAUUAUGAUCCAGAGGGCUUGAUGAAUAUAUUAUCAUCAAUUUUAACUGUACAAUUUGGUAUACAUGCUGGACGUAUAUUAUUUUGUUAUUAUUUGAAUAAUAUAUCAAAAAUAUUCAGAUGGUUUAUGUGGUCAAUUAUUUGUAUUAUUAUUUGUUUGCUAUUGUGCAAUGGUGAUAUUUAUAAUCCAACUGGUAUUAUACCAAUAAGUAAAAAUCUAAUGACACUGUCAUUUAUAUUGUUAACUUGUAGUUUGGCAUUUUUAUUAUUUUUAAUAAUAUAUUAUUUGAUUGAUCAUCGUCGUGUAUGGAAUGGUGCACCAUUUAUAUAUUCUGGUAGAAAUUCAAUAUUUAUUUAUAUGGCACAUUAUUUAACAAUGAAUUGUUUUCCAUGGUCAUGGCAAAUUUCACCACCAUUAUCACAUGCCAAUGUUCUUGCUAUGAAUAUUUGGACAACAAUGCUAUGGUCAAUUGUUGCAUAUUACAUGAAUAAAAAAGACAUAAUAAUAACUGUUUAAAUUUUUAUUAUUAAUUAAUAAUUAAUGAAUAAUAUUUUUUUAUAAAUUGUUAUUUACUAUAUGUAUAAAUAAUAAAUAAGAAAUAAAAUUGUCAUUUUUAUUAUUGUCAAC